AUGUCCAACCAGCACGUUCAGCACUUCGAUGAGCAGCCGAUCGGCACCCGCGUCCCCGAGAUGGAGCGUAUGGACAGCAGCGCGUUCGCCAACGCGGAGGACACGGACCCCGCGACGUGGCAGCGCGAGCACAUGAAGCAGCCCCAGCCAUCCUCGCACCCCCGCGACGAUAGCAUGGAGGGCCUGCAGCACCAGCAACGCACGGGCAGCGCAGCCGGGCGCACGGUGUUCACCGAGGAGCGCCCUCUUGGCGUUCAGCCGACGUCUCAAGGCGGCGUCGCGGUCGGUGGGCAGGAGGACAAGCCGAUGGGCCACGCGAAGCUGACUGACAAGAUCGUUGGGAAGACGGAGAAGGUGAUGGGCAAGAUGUCGAAGAACCCGCAGAUGCACGAGAAGGGCGAGCUGCGCGAAGCGGGAGGCAAGGCCGCCGCCACCGGUCAGGCCCGCGCUCCCCACGAUUAG
Schizophyllum commune H4-8 is the source of this 462-nucleotide messenger RNA. RefSeq lists its product as uncharacterized. The record is from RefSeq and is a predicted model, not a curated record. The coding region runs from base 1 to 462 and encodes 153 amino acids. The transcript is spliced from 3 exons. Lineage: Eukaryota; Fungi; Basidiomycota; Agaricomycetes; Agaricales; Schizophyllaceae.